AUGGCGGCUCCUGUUGAAGCAGUUCAGCCACUGGUGCAGUAUUUGCUUCUGCUAGGGGACUUGGCGCGGGCUCCGUUCUCGUGGCCGUUAGGAGCGCUGGUGGCACAGGGGUGUCACGCGGCCAUCGCGGCCUUGCAUGCCCACCGCGACCACCCAAAUACUGCGGCUUAUCUCCAGGAUCUGGGAAACAUGCGCAAAGUUGUUCUUGAGGCUCCAGAUGAGGCUGCCCUGAUGGCACUGGCUGAGACCCCGAAACAGAACAACAUUGACUAUAUGCUGUGGCUAGAACAGCCAGAAAACAUUGCCACCUGCAUAGCUCUUCGGCCUUACUUCAAAGGAGAGGUGAACCCACAUUUGAGGAAGUUCAAGUUACUGAAGUAACCAUCAUGUGUGAGAGCUAUUUUGGACAAAUGGGACCCA
Messenger RNA from Trichosurus vulpecula (common brushtail), 420 nucleotides. Its product is annotated as putative peptidyl-tRNA hydrolase PTRHD1. Lineage: Eukaryota; Metazoa; Chordata; Mammalia; Diprotodontia; Phalangeridae. The transcript has a single exon. The record is from RefSeq and is a predicted model, not a curated record. Bases 1 to 381 code for a protein of 126 amino acids. Gene Ontology annotation, molecular function: peptidyl-tRNA hydrolase activity.